Messenger RNA from Salvelinus namaycush (lake trout), 2422 nucleotides. RefSeq lists its product as uncharacterized. The record is from RefSeq and is a predicted model, not a curated record. Bases 350 to 1477 code for a protein of 375 amino acids. NCBI's taxonomy places the organism in Eukaryota, Metazoa, Chordata, Actinopteri, Salmoniformes, Salmonidae. The transcript is spliced from 5 exons.
GGAUCAGUUGGGGUUAAAGUAGUGAAAUGGGGUGGUGUUUUUAUUUAUUUUUAUUAAGUAAUAUAUAGGUUUAAUGUUAGUUGGUGGUGCAUUAAAAUGUACCCCUUUUAAUUUUUGUAUCACAAAAUAUAACGUCGUCGACCACACACUCCCGUACAGUAGGUGGCGGCAUGCACAAACAAAAUGUGGAACGCUGUGAUAACAAAGAAGACCAAGAACCAUUUCCACGUCAGCUUUUAUAUUAUUUAGACGUUCAAUAACACAUACUUAAACCAUGUAGUCUUUAAUUCACGUUGGAGACAAGAUUUGGUUGAUAUGUUAUCUAGGUAAAACUAGCUAGCUGCUAACAAUGGCUAGCUGUGUGGGUUUUCACACUGAAAUAGCCUCCAUUAUGGAGGUGCUAGCGAAUGCAGCCGUGGCAGAGAUCUGUAAACUCGUAGACGACGACUAUGCAGUGUUUCGUUUGGAAGUAACUCAAAGCCAGAAAGAAAACAGGGCAUUGCGGAGGAAACUACAGCUACUGGAACUGAAGGUGACACGGGAGCGCGCAGAGAGGACAAUACGAGAUCGUGUCCUCACCAGUCGUCCCAGUAGUGUCAAGAUCCUCGACCGAUACAAAGGAAUGGCAAGAGGUGAAGGACAUCUUACUGGAGGCCCCAGGAUCUUUGUGAAGCCAGCAGGACACUAUACAUGGAGAGAUGACCAAACAAUCACUGUUGAUGAGGGGACUGGAACCUCAACCCAGCACGUUAUUGUGAUAGAAUCUGCAGAUGGAGAAGCUGCAGGUCCCGGGGUCAAGCAGGAAAGGUCUGAAGGAGAAGUGGACCCACGGCGCAGCAGAGACAUCCAGACUGGAGCGGCAGGAGAGCCCUCUGUAGCCACGGAGGACACCGCCCCAGAGCCUCCCAGGACCCAACGCAGCAUCACGGAGGAGGAGGAGGGUCCAGACAUGGUGCUGGUGAAGGAGGAGGGUCUGGGGAACCCUGAGGAGACCAUGGUCAUGGAGGACAACCAGACUACACCUCCUCCUGAAACCACAGAGGAACCAGCUGAGCAGCACAGGACCACACACAGUCUCACUGAGUGUGCAGUCCAUGAGGACCUGCUGAUAUCCGGUGUUGCUGGCGAUCACAAACCCUGGCCCCGGAUCCGAACCCUGGAUCAGGAGCUGUUGCUCUUCCUUCGCAAGUCGGAACAAGGACCGAACCACCACCACCACACAGAACACAACCAGUGGACAGGUGGACUGAACAACCUCAGUCCUGGUGGUCAUCAGAGUUACCGAGGAUCCAAUCUGGGAUGCAGUCUGCAGCCCAGACCCUUCUCUUCACAGUCUCAGUGCAGUGAUGAAGCAGUGCUUGGGGCUGAUAGACCCUCCUGUUCCUAUGAUACAAACACCACAGUAUCCAUGAUGAACAGAGCAGGUGACCCUAAGCUUCAGCCUUCAGAGAGUGGUGGGAGACCCCCCUGGUGGUAGUCUUUCAGGAAGUCUGUCUUCUCCAGGAUCUCAUCUACUGCCUGGUGAAUGGGUUAAUAGAAGACCUGGACCUGGGUCUAGCCUUCCUCAGUUACCUCAUGGUUACCCCACCAAUACAGACAGGGUCAGGAUGGGCGUUCACCACGAGCGAUACCUAGCCUAUAACACAGCACCCAAUCUCAACAACACCCAAACAAUGGCUAGAGGUCAAGGACGGAGCUCAAAGACUCCUGUUUCUACCUCCCCUGGUGUCAUUGGGUUACAACAUGGGAGGCCAAGCAUUAGGACAGACGCAGACAAGCCGUACACCUGCCCAACGUGUGGGAAGCGCUUCGCUAGGGCAGACUAUUUGAGGGAGCACCAGACCGUUCACACCAAGGAGAAGCCCUUCAAGUGCAAACUAUGUUACAAGAGCUUCUCCUUACAGAAUAACCUUACCAGACAUAGGAGUGUCCACAAGCGGGAGAAAUCGUAGCAGUGUAGCUUGAGAUGCACACAGGGUAUGUCUGGGAUAGUUAUCAUGUGAAGUGUCUUGAGGUAAGAGGGUAAUUAACCACAUACCCUUCAUUAACCCUUUGGUAACUUGUCAUUUGAAACAGGCUUGUAAAUACCUGUUUUUAGAGAGACAGUAAAUCUAGGCUAAAACAAGGACAGUUUAAUAUUUACCUUACUGAGGUGAUGUAGAUGGAAUAAAGUAAUUCUAUUGUUUUCUACUCUAUUUUUACUAUCACACUGUUCUUUCUAAACCAGUGUGCUCUCAGCUUUAAAGAUACUUUUCAUAGGAGAUUUGAUGUGUCAUGUAAUAAGCAGUACCGCAUUUCAAAGAACAGCGCGCAUAACUUUUUCAUUUAACCACACCCUUUGGUGACUAUUUAACAGUCGGAUUGCCUGGAGAUAGAAGCUGUUUUUCAGUCUCUCGGUCCCAGCUUUGAUGCACCUGUACUG